This is a messenger RNA of Pygocentrus nattereri (red-bellied piranha), 3957 nucleotides long. RefSeq names its product ras-specific guanine nucleotide-releasing factor RalGPS1. Gene Ontology annotation, cellular component: plasma membrane. Bases 345 to 2087 code for a protein of 580 amino acids. Lineage: Eukaryota; Metazoa; Chordata; Actinopteri; Characiformes; Serrasalmidae. Gene Ontology annotation, biological process: positive regulation of GTPase activity; Ras protein signal transduction. The record is from RefSeq and is a predicted model, not a curated record. Gene Ontology annotation, molecular function: guanyl-nucleotide exchange factor activity. The transcript is spliced from 20 exons.
UCCUGCCAUCGAUGCGUUUCCCUUUUUUGUGUACUUCGCUGUCAUGUUUGUGUACAUCUGCAGAACUAUAUUUAAUCAGUCACGGAGCUCACAGAGACUGGAACACCGCGCGCUGACUAGAGGCAGAGAGAGAGAGGCUGACUCUUCAUGAAGGAGAACACGCUGACUUACAUACAUGUGGACUAGCCUCGGCUAAUACAUCGCCUUCAGCCUCUCAUUGAUUGAAGACGCAACAGCGAGGAGGCACUGCGCGUUUGCGAGGUAUGGAUGAUUGUUUGUGUGUGGGGUCCGGCUAAGGGCCACCGUUGCCCUGGCGUGUGCCUCUCGUUGGCUCAGCCACCAGCAUGUACCGCAGAAACGGCCUUUCGGACGGUGCCAGUAUCAGCUCUGCCUCCUCAGAGGGUACCAGCAGCUUGCUGUCACUGGACGGGCCGAGUGGCGACUAUGCCAAAAGCUAUGAUGCGGUUGUGUUUGAUGUACUAAAGGUGACACCGGAGGAAUUUGCGAGCCAAAUUACAUUGAUGGAUGCACCUGUGUUUAAGGCCAUUCAGCCAGAGGAGCUGGCUAGCUGUGGCUGGAACAGGAAAGAGAAACACAUCUUGGCACCCAAUGUAGUGGCCUUCACACGCAGGUUCAACCAGGUGAGCUUCUGGUUGGUGAGAGAAAUCCUCACAGCUCAGACACUGAAGAUCCGCGCUGAAAUCCUGAGCCACUUUGUAAAAAUCGCAAAGAAACUGUUGGAACUGAACAACCUCCACUCUCUGGUAUCUGUAGUCUCGGCUCUGCAGAGUGCUCCCAUCUUCAGACUGAGCAAGACCUGGGCGCUGAUAAGCCGUAAGGACAAGGCCACGUUUGAGAAGCUUGAUUUCCUUACUUCAAAGGAGGAGAACUACACCCGUAUGAGAGAGUACAUCAGGUCCCUCAAGAUGGUCCCCUGCAUCCCCUAUCUGGGUAUUUACUUGCUGGACAUGAUCUACAUUGACUCCGCCUAUCCUGCAUCCGACAGCAUUAUUGAGACUGAGCAGAGAAGAAAUCAAAUGAACAAUCUCCUGAGAGUGAUCUCUGACUUACAGAUGUCCUGCAAUUACGAUCACCUCGUGACCCUCCCCCAUGUGCAAAAGUACUUGAUGUCUGUUCGCUACAUUGAGGAGCUUCAGAAGUUUGUGGAAGACGACAACUUCAAGAUUUCCUUGAAGAUAGAACCUGGGAACAGUUCACCAUGCAUGGCGUCCUCCAAAGAAGAUCUUGCAGACAUGUCACUCUCUGUGAGGUACAGUCGUCGACCUACCUGCCCUGAUGCCACAGUGGGGGUCCGCAUGCCCACCCCUCCACCAUCACGCCAUAGAAAGAGCCAUAGUGUGGGCAACAAUAUGAUGUGGCAGUUUGGCAUGGUGGAGAGUAAAAGUGCCACAUUUCCUGUGGAGAAACCACGGCAUCUGCUCGACGACAGCUUCUUAGAGUCUCAGAGUCCAGCCAGAAACAACCCCAACAACUCUUCAGUGUCCAAUGGCAUAUCAAUAGGAAGCAGUGAGAGCUCAUUCUGUGAGGAUCCGUCCACAAGACUAGAAAGGGGGCGCAUGUAUGCCACGCUGGGGCCCAACUGGAGGGUCCCUCUCCGCAACUCCCCCAGAAGUCGCAGCUAUGCCUGCAGUGCAUCAGCAGUGGAACCUGGCCGAGGCCAUUGGGAGAUAGGUGGUAUCGCUAUGGAGGGUCCUCUAAAGAGAAAGACCCUGCUGAAAGAGGGCCGAAAGCCAAAGGUGAGCUUGCUUUCGUCGUGGACACGGUAUUGGAUCACACUCUCAGGCUCUACUUUGACUUUCUAUGGAGCCAAAGCACUUCGAGGCACAGAAAGAAAACAUUACAAAUCUACACCCUGUAAAAAAGUGUGUGUGCUGGGCUGGAUGGUGGUCUUGCCAGAUGAUCCAACACGACCCAAUAUCUUUCAGCUAAAUGAUGCAGACAAAGGAAACGUUUACAAGUUUCAGACAGGGUCUCGCUUCUCUGCAAUCCUCUGGCAUAAACACUUGGAGGAGGCUUGUCAGAGCAACAAACCACAGACACCAGCCAAUCUCAUGUCAUUCGAGUAAGAACCGUUGCUCAAGCCUUAAAAUGUGAAAAAGUGCCAAAGCUCUCUCCACGUGGGAUCGGAGGAAUGAGUCUGAGAAGACGAGAAAAAAGAACAGACCGGGAGUGUCCACUGAGUCAAAGUUCUGCUGCUUACAUGGACUUUUCCUCUGGCCUGGCCAAGGCUCCUCAGCUUCAAGGCUGGGUAGAGCUUGUCUGUCUUGCACUAGGAAACAAGGUGGAAUAUGCUAGGCUGUGUGGAGGUACUGGCUGUACUGUACUGUAACAGUGAACACUCUGAACACUUUCCUCCCCCAUCCCCUGCCUUACCUGGAAGCUUUUUUUGUUCUGUAGUGUCCUUGUCUUGCCCAUGUUGGGUUUAUUUAUAUGUUAGGAGUAUAGGUUGUGCACACACAUAGUCUACACUAGAAGUUAGCACUGUUAUUGGAAGAGACAGUACGUUGUUGUCCUUUGUUUUUGGAGGCCUUACCUAGCCACACGAGAAGAACUACAGGCUCCACAGGGAGGCUGAUUGUGUUUUGUAUUCUACUACUGUAAGAGUCAAGAGCCACUGCUAGCACUCAGAGCCAUAGAUGCACAAAGCACAGCUGGGCCACCUGAUGCCAUACUGGCUCUGACUGAUGUAAUUCGUAGGCUAAUUACUUUAGUAGAUCUGUAAAGGAACAGAAUGUUGGUCAUUGGUGGCCAUUUUCAGAAUGUGAUAUGUUCUGUAGGGCUGGCCCGAAUGAUUUGAAUACUCGAGUUUUCGGUGAUUAAGUUGGUAUUUGAUUCACUAUUUAGUAUUCAGAAGUCUGUCAAAAGUUGUGGUUUAAACUACAACACAUUUCAUCAAAAUGAGCCUUUAUGUUGUUGCUGUCACUCAAAAACCUUGUCUUCAUUCUUGUCAUUUUUACUGUUCUACAUCAUUUGAAACAGUUACCUUUUGCAUUGUAUUAGAAUGUUAUGAUCAGUGGACCACUAUAGAUGAUCCAAAAUGACUUCGAAAAAAUCUUGUCACAUUAUUUCCAUUGCAAGUUCAGAAUUUUUUUUCCUUCUCCUGUAAAGUUACCAUUUCGAUGAUACAAGGUUUUGUUUUGACAGUGACGAUAUAGAACAGGUAUUGUAAUAUAUGGAAAAUUAAACAGAUCCUAGGCAUUCACGUCACCUCACUUCAGAGCACAAAAACUGCACUGCUUUCGUUCAUUGCCACUGAAGCUAAAAGAGCAAACUUUAGAGCACUUUAAUUCACAUUCAGAAAAAUGCUCAGUGCACAGUUUACAAAAAGAGCUUGGUGUACCAAAGAGGCACGACAAAUAUCACUAGCCUUGGGUGUGUUUGCAGUGAAACACCACCACUGCUACAUUGUGGGUGCUCCCAGACAGAGUCUGGUGUGGGGGUGAAAUUCAGUCUAGCUAGCAGACUGAAAGCUGAAGUGAUCACAGUAUCAUUGGUCCCCAUGACUUGGACCCUCUGUGCACUUUACUAGCCAAGAGGGAUACCUCUCAAGCUGCUUCUAGGUUGGUCCUGUUUGUGUUCAGAUUGCAGCUUCAAACGCUCCUCAAUCCUGUGCUCUACUCUCUUGUAGCUCAACUUGGCCUGGGAAUUGUCCACACUACUGCUUUCAAUGCUAAAAAUGGUGAACAAGCCAAAUAACAAAAGAGAAGCAGCUAACUAAAACCAACUAACACCGUGAAACCAACUAACACUGUCAUUCUUAUACGAUACACCCUUAGCAUCUGCUUGACUUAUGAAAUGUAAUUAAGCGAGAGGGCUUCAGUUAUGGCUUCUUUGGCAUACAAUGCGAGCAGCUGGGCUUCAGCCUCACUAUUCGUACAUUAUUGCCACCAACUGGAUGUAUUUUGAGCUGCACAAAUAAACAUACUUAAAACAGUA